CCAAAAGAGAAAGACGCAUCAUUCAUUUACAUUUCAUUUUUCGCUGACCGGAUUCCCCUUUUACUCAUCAUUACAGCCAGAAUCCAGUAAAAAUAACUUUGGAAAAGACUAGCGCCGACUCAGGAGAAAGCCCAUUUGCACUCUUAAGACCAUGUCACCUACCACAUCCACAACUACUACGGCCGGCGCCACUGCUAACAACAGCAACAACACUCCUGCUGCUGUGGUCCAGAACUCGCUUGUGACAGUACAUCCUUUGGUCCUUCUUUCUGUUGUUGACCAUUAUAAUCGUGUAGCUAAGAAUACAAAAAAGCGUGCUCUUGGUGUCCUUUUGGGUCAGGCCAAUGGAAAUAAGGUUAAUGUUGCCAACAGCUUCGCAGUGCCCUUUGAGGAAGAUGACAAAGAUCCGUCGGUUUGGUUCUUGGAUCAUAACUAUGUUGAAGCAAUGAACGAUAUGUUCCGUAAAGUCAAUGCAAAGGAGCGUAUGGUCGGCUGGUAUCACAGUGGCCCAAAGUUACGCGGUUCUGAUCUUGAAAUCAACGAAUUGUUCAAAAAGUACACGCCCAACCCAGCACUCGUCAUCAUUGAUGUGAAGCCUACAGAUCUGGAGAUCCCAACUGAUGCUUACUUUGCAGUCGAAGAGAUUCGUGAUGACGGAACUGCCACGACAAAGACUUUUGUCCAUGUUCCUUCGGAAAUUGAAGCAGAGGAGGCAGAGGAGAUUGGAGUCGAGCAUUUGUUGCGUGAUAUCAAGGAUAACGUUGUGGGUACACUCUCGACCCGUGUUGGAGACCAGCUGCGUUCUCUGAAGGGUUUGCAACAGAGAUUAGAAGAGAUCCAGGAGUACCUAGGUAAGGUUGUUGCAGGAUCCUUACCGAUCAACCAUCAAAUUAUCUACAACCUUCAGGACAUUUUCAAUCGUCUUCCAAAUCUUGAGGAUCCAGACACAAUCAAGAGUUUCUCCGUCAAGACAAACGAUCAAUUGUUGGUGAUUUACUUGUCGUCAUUGAUCCGAUCUGUCAUUGCAUUGCACAAUCUUAUCAAUAAUAAGAUCGAGAAUAAGAGAGCAGAGGAGGAACUGGAUAAUGCUGAUAAGGAUGGAAAACAAGACACAACUUCAGAAGGAGAUGCUAAGGAAGGAAAGGAGACUAAGGAUGUAAAACCUGGCAAAGAAGCAACCAAGUAAAAAAAAAAUGCCAAUUUGAAGUUUUCUUUUUCAUAGUGUAACAUACACAUUUUACAUAAAAACCAUCUCACAGAAUGGAGUAAAAACUAAAUUCAAAG
Lobosporangium transversale is the source of this 1284-nucleotide messenger RNA. RefSeq names its product putative 26S proteasome regulatory particle subunit Rpn8. The record is from RefSeq and is a predicted model, not a curated record. Gene Ontology annotation, molecular function: metallopeptidase activity; protein binding. Bases 152 to 1186 code for a protein of 344 amino acids. The transcript is spliced from 4 exons. NCBI's taxonomy places the organism in Eukaryota, Fungi, Mortierellomycota, Mortierellomycetes, Mortierellales, Mortierellaceae. Gene Ontology annotation, cellular component: proteasome regulatory particle; proteasome complex. Gene Ontology annotation, biological process: proteasome-mediated ubiquitin-dependent protein catabolic process.